GAAUACGCAAUAAAAAAUCAUUCAGAAAAAGUCUAUAACCUUAUCUUUCACUUGAAUGAAAGAAUGGAUACAUACAGAAAAUUUAAGGAUACCAAUAAUAACAAUAUCUUACACUUGGCCGGAAAAUUGACACCUCCACAUAUACUUGGUCGUUCUACAGGUGCAGCAUUGCAACUACAACGAGAGCUUCAAUGGUUUCAGGAAGUGAAGAAGCUCAUGCUACCGGAUCAACUUGUACAGGUGAACAGAGAUUCGUUGACACCAGCUAUGGUGUUUACAAACGAGCACAGAGAUUUGUUGAAAGAAGGGGAAGAAUGGAUGAAAACAACUUCACAAACAUUUAGCAUAGUUGCUGCAUUAAUUGUAACAAUCGUAUUUGCAGCAGCUAUUACUGUACCUGGGGGGAACAAUCAGAAGUCGGGCAUGCCUUUGUUUAAGAAAAAAACUCUUUUCGAUAUCUUUGCAGUAUCCAAUGCAAUAUCACUAUUUUCAGGUAUUAGCGCCCUGUUAGUGUUCUUAUCAAUCCUCACUACACGUUUCGCUGAAAUGGAUUUCCUCAAGAGUUUACCAAGGCGGUUAAUCCUUGGUCUUUUGGCGUUAUUCCUCUCUACAGCUUCAAUGGUGUUAACGUUUAGCGCAAUCUUGUUCCUAGUCUUUUAUGAUCAAAGACAUUGGAUGCUGGCAAUUUUGGGGUUAUCUUGUGUGCCAAUUGCAGUAAUUGUUACUCUGCAAUUUCCUCUCCUGGUUGAUUUGUGCAAAUCAACAUCCAUCCCCAUUUUUGGUAAGCAAGAAUACAUAGCAAGUGGUAAAUUUAUUUCAAAACACCCUACAUCCUACCUUUCGGAAACACGUACCACUAGGCCUCCAGAUUCAGCUAACUAA
Messenger RNA from Erigeron canadensis, 882 nucleotides. RefSeq lists its product as uncharacterized. The record is from RefSeq and is a predicted model, not a curated record. Bases 64 to 882 code for a protein of 272 amino acids. NCBI's taxonomy places the organism in Eukaryota, Viridiplantae, Streptophyta, Magnoliopsida, Asterales, Asteraceae. The transcript is spliced from 2 exons.